This is a messenger RNA of Phaedon cochleariae (mustard beetle), 2616 nucleotides long. Lineage: Eukaryota; Metazoa; Arthropoda; Insecta; Coleoptera; Chrysomelidae. The record is from the annotation of a GenBank genome assembly.
AUGUUGAUAGUGAAAGAAGAUGUUGAGAAAUAUAUUUCUCUAUUGAGGAGAGAACCUACCAAAUUCUAUUUGAUGCCAGAUGUGGUGGCUUCAUCAGGAAGCAUGAUCGUGGUCUCAAACAGGCUGCCGUUCGUGCUGCAACGAGAUAAAGAUGGAAAAUUAUUUCGCAAAGCUAGUGCUGGUGGUCUGGUGACGGCAGUAGCGCCGGUGGUGAUAAAUGGGGGUGGUUUGUGGGUGGGGUGGCCUGGAAUGCACCUGGAGGAUAGCUCCGAACCCAUGCCCGAAUCAGAUCCGACAGAUAUCACCCCCACCGCUGGCUUGAAAUCUGAAAAGGUGGUCGCUGUGCAAAUGGACCCAGCCAUCUUCGACUCGUACUACAACGGCUGCUGCAACGCCACCUUCUGGCCUCUCUUUCACUCGAUGCCCGAUCGAGCUUCCUUCAAGCGGGACCACUGGAAGUCGUACGGCAUAGCGAACAAGGAGUUCGCCGAGUGCGCUCUGAAGGCGCUGCGGUCGCUGCCGAAAACCUCCACCGAAGUACCGCUCAUUUGGAUCCACGACUAUCAUCUCAUGUUAGCCGCCAACUGGAUCAGACAAGCUGCCGAAGAAGAAGAUAUCAAAUGCAAACUAGGGUUCUUUUUGCACAUCCCUUUUCCAUCGUGGGACAUCUGCCGCCUGUUCCCUUGGGCCGACGAGAUCCUGCAAGGGAUGCUGGGUUGCGACAUGGUAGGCUUCCACAUCACCGACUACUGCCUCAACUUCGUCGACUGCUGCCAGAGGAGUCUCGGCUGCAGGGUCGACAGGAAGAAUCUUCUAGUCGAGCACGGCGGUCGAACUGUACGUGUGAGGCCCCUGCCCAUCGGUAUCCCCUACGAGAGGUUCGUCGAGCUGUCAGAGAAGGCGCCGAGAGUGCUUUCCACCAAUCAGAAGAUCAUCCUUGGCGUUGACAGACUAGACUACACGAAAGGUCUUGUGCACAGGCUCAGAGCCUUCGAAAAACUCCUCGAGAACCACCCAGAGCACAUCGAAAAAGUGUCUCUUCUGCAGAUCUCCGUUCCUUCCCGCACUGACGUCAAGGAGUAUCAGGACCUGAAGGAGGAGAUGGACCAACUGGUGGGCCGCAUUAACGGUAGAUUCACCAAGCCGAAUUGGUCGCCGAUCCGGUACAUCUACGGUUGCGUGAGUCAGGAUGAGUUAGCUGCGUUCUACAGGGAUUCGGCCGUAGGACUGGUCACCCCCUUAAGGGAUGGCAUGAACCUGGUGGCCAAAGAAUUCGUCGCUUGCCAGAUCAACGUGCCCCCAGGGGUGCUGAUAGUGUCGCCCUUCGCGGGGGCUGGAGAGACCAUGCACGAGGCCCUCAUCUCCAACCCCUACGAGAUAGACGAUGCGUCAGAGGUCAUACACAGGGCCCUCACGAUGCCUGAAGAUGAGCGCAUCCUGCGCAUGAACUACCUGCGCAGGCGCGAGAAGCUGAACGACGUCAACUACUGGACGAAAUCUUUCCUUUCGGCCAUGGGAUCAUUGCUGACCCAAGGCGAACAGGACGACGUGGGGUCCAUCACUAUGCCUGCCGUGACCUUGGAUGACUUCGAUGAGUACCUGUCCAAAUACAUUGGAAGCACACAUAAACUAGCCCUCCUCCUGGAUUACGAUGGCACUUUGGCUCCAAUCGCACCACAUCCAGAUUUGGCCGUUAUCCCAACAGAAACCAAGAACGUUUUGCAGAGGUUAUCGAAUGUCUCUGAUGUGUAUAUAGCGAUUGUCAGUGGUAGAAACGUUAACAACGUCAAAGAAAUGGUGGGAAUUGAUGGUAUCACUUAUGCGGGCAACCACGGUCUGGAAAUCCUACAUCCCGAUGGGACCAAAUUUGUUCACCCUAUGCCUACGGAAUUCCAUGACAGAGUAGGCGGACUGAUGAAGGAACUUCAAGAGAAAGUGUGCAGGGACGGCGCAUGGGUGGAGAAUAAGGGGGCACUUUUGACCUUCCACUUCAGAGAGACUCCAGUGCAUCUCAGGCCACCCUUGGAGAGGGAAGCCACUGCCCUGAUCGAAGCUGCAGGUUUCAACGCUGCCCAAGCCCAUUGCGCCAUCGAGGCCAAACCUCCGGUGCAGUGGAACAAGGGAAGGGCCUCGAUUUACAUCCUCAGGACGGCUUUCGGAGUGGAUUGGUGCGAAAGGAUCAGGAUCAUAUACGUGGGAGAUGAUGCCACCGACGAAGAUGCCAUGCAGGCUCUGAAAGGCAUGGCCGCCACCUUCCGAGUAACCUCAUCCCAAAUCACGAAAACCUCGGCGGAACGACGCCUUCCCUCCACCGACUCCGUGCUGACGAUGCUCAAAUGGGUGGAGCGCCAUCUGGCGAGGCGGAAGCCCAGUCUCGAUCCGACGAUGUACAACAGGCGGAAUUCCGCUCAGGUGGAGAAUCACACAAUCCAGAUGGAGAUGUCCAUUGCUCCGAUGGGGGCGACGAGUAAUGCGGCGCCAGUGGACGGCCAGAAAUUCUGUAAGAUACUGGAAUUGUACAGUGUGUGUCCAGUUGUCGAUGCUUUUCCGUGAUAUCUCAGUUAUCUUUGGAGAUCGUACCUUGCGGUUUUCGCCGUCUUGUGCCACAUUAUUAUG